UGGUAUUAGAACACGUUUAAUAGUUAGACAGAAAUGUGAGGCAAACCUAAACGGACCUUGGUACAAAUAGAAAUAGAAAUAGAAAUAGUAGUACUAAAAUACCACACAUUUGGAUCCACCACACUCGAUCCUAAUCCCAACUCUAUCAUCUCCGACACCCAAAACAACAACCACAUAUCAAACUCGCAAACCCUAAUCGAAUUCCGAUCCGAUCUAUUCUACCCAGUCAAACAUCUAAAUGAGUCGUCCACAGGAUCCACCCAGAUCGUUUUUCCCCUUUGGAAAUCCUUUCCGGAUGAUAUCACCUAAAGGCACUACGUUAUCUCCGCAACUGCUGGCUGUAUUAUCUGCCUUUGAGGCUACUUUGGAAGAGAGGCUGAAAAAGCUUAUUCCCAAAAGCAAGGAUGAAGUCGUCAGCUUGUCUUGGAUGACUUCGGCUAUGCAGGCACUUUGUGAAAGUCACAAUGACAUUAAAACUCUCAUGACAGACCUUGAGCUUCCUGUGACUGAUUGGGAAGAGAAAUGGAUGGAUGUGUACUUGGACAUUAGUGUGAAGUUGCUGGAUAUAUGCAUUGCAUUUAGCUCCGAGUUAUCACGUCUGAACCAGGGCCAUCUUUUACUUCAGUGCACGUUGCACCAUUUAGGCUCCUCCUCAUCAGAUCAGCUUUUCCUGGCAUGUUCUUCACUUGAUGGUUGGAGGCAGCAUGUUAGUUCAAAAAACCCUAGAAUUGAAAAAUGUGGCAGCAUUUUGGAUAAUCUGGUGAGGUCAUCUGAUCUUCCAAAGGUUAAAAAGUCGGCAAAAGGAAAGGUUUUGAUGCAAGCUAUUUAUGGAGUAAAGGUGUUGACAGUUUUUGUGUGCAGUGUGUUUGCUACUGCUUUUUCAGGCUCUACAAAGAACUUGAUUGAUAUGGAUGUGGCUGAUGUGUAUUCUUGGGCUCCAACUUUUAAAGGUCUGCAGAAUCUUGUAAAUGAGGAAACUAGAGUUAGAUUUUCUAGUGGGAGAAUUACUGUAUUGAACGAGUUGGAAGCAGUUGAUUCGUCUGUGAGGGAAUUAUACCCUAUUAUCCAAGGUGUUGUAGAAACUAUUGACACAAAAUCACAUGCGAAGACGGUUGAGAAAUUAGGCAGAGCAACACAGAAUUUCUCCCAAGGACUAGAUCUUCUUGUAAAGGAAGUUGAUGGCUUUUUCCAAGUGGUCUUGUCUGGUCGUGAUGCCUUGCUAUCUAAUCUGAGGUCAGCUGUAACUGUCAAUGGCGACAUCUUGGGGAGUAACGGAGGUGCACAAGCAGUCAAUUGAAUAUGUUGCAGUCUACCUUGGGUAUAUACCGAUGAAUCUAGGACCAACUACAAGGAAAGGAUGGGGAGUUUCAAUUCCUAAUGGAUUUUGUUUUCACCCUCCUUCACACCUUAUUUAUUUUAAGGUUCUUGGUUGAGCUCUUUAAAGUCUUAGUGUGUGUGUGUGUAUAAUUUGAGGUCAACUCUGAUGUAAAUAUUUAGUUAUUGUGAGAAAUGAAAAUAGUGAAUUACUAUUAAAUUCUAACUAGUUAAAAGACGCACGGUCUAUCGACUUUUAUCCAAUAUUUAAAAAUUUGUUAUAUAAUAUUGUUAAAAUACAAGUGAGACUAUUGUGUUAUUUCUUGUUAAA
Molecule: messenger RNA, 1645 nt
Organism: Trifolium pratense (red clover)
Lineage: Eukaryota; Viridiplantae; Streptophyta; Magnoliopsida; Fabales; Fabaceae
Product: protein BPS1, chloroplastic-like
Exons: 3
Coding region: 239-1297 (352 amino acids)
Biological process (GO): shoot system development; root development
Source: RefSeq, a predicted model, not a curated record